Molecule: messenger RNA, 2696 nt
Organism: Morus notabilis
Lineage: Eukaryota; Viridiplantae; Streptophyta; Magnoliopsida; Rosales; Moraceae
Product: pentatricopeptide repeat-containing protein At5g64320, mitochondrial
Exons: 2
Coding region: 1-2220 (739 amino acids)
Molecular function (GO): protein binding
Source: RefSeq, a predicted model, not a curated record
AUGUUAAAAAGACCCCAACUUUCAUUCCAUGUGAGCAAAAGCUUGCAAUCUUUGCUUAAAAUCCCCUGUUUUGGGAUUUGUUCAGCUAAGGGUUUGAAUGAUCAUACUGAUGCAAAUGAACCCAUGAAUGAUAAUGGGUCAGAGUCCGAAAACGAAUGGGAAAGGUUACUUAAGCCUUUUGACCUGAAAGAGCUUCAGAAAUCGCUUGUUCAAAUUUCCCCAUUUCAGCUUUGUGAGUUGCUUAAGCUGCCACUAGAUGUGGCUACUUCGAUGGAUAUAUUUGAAAGGGUAGGUUCCCAAAAGGGCUAUCGCCACUCAUUUGAUGUGUAUUAUGUAUUGUUUGAUAAGCUCGGGGAGGCUGGGGAAUUUAAGGUUAUCGAUAAGUUGUUGGUGCAGAUGAAAGAAGAAGAGAUUGUAUUUAGAGAGCCCCUUUUCAUCUUGAUUAUGAAGUACUAUGGGAGAGCCGGUUUUCCGGGACAAGCAACUAGGGUGCUCUUGGAUAUGAAAGGUGCUUAUUCUUGUGAACCCACUUUUAGAUCCUACAAUGUUGUGCUGGAUAUAUUGGUAGCUGGGAACUGUCCUAAAGUGGCAUCCAAUGUUUUCUAUGACAUGCUGUGCAAAGGUAUCUCUCCCACGGUUUACACUUUUGGAGUGGUAAUGAAAGCACUUUGUAUGGUUAAUGAGGUGGAUUCCGCGUGCUCGCUCCUUAGAGACAUGACAAAACACGGGUGUGUGCCAAAUUCAGUGGUUUACCAGACUCUGAUACACGCACUCUCCAAGAAUAAUAAUGUGCAUGAAGCAUUAAGGCUUUUGGAAGAAAUGUUUCUGAUGGGUUGUACACCCGAUGUUCAGACUUUCAAUGAUGUUAUCCAUGGCCUCUGCAAGGACGGCAGGAUUCAUGAGGCAGCUAAAUUGGUUGAUCGUAUGCUUCUUCGAGAUUUUGCUCUUGAUGACGUGACUUGUGGAGUUCUAAUGCGUGGAUUGUGUAAAAUGGGGCAAGUUGAUGAAGCAAGGGCGUUGUUGAACAAAGUGCCGAACCCGAAAAUUGUACUUUUCAAUACCUUGAUUAAUGGCUACGUGAUGCAUAGGAGAUUUGAUGAAGCUAAGGCAGUUCUUUAUAAUGACAUGUUAAAUGUUGGCUGUCAGCCUGAUGUUUUUACUUUUAACAUACUGAUUUAUGGACUUUGCAAGAAGGGUUUCUUGCGUUCAGCUCAUGCAUUGGUCAAGGAGAUGACGACGAAGGGUUGCGAGCCCAAUGUGAUAACAUACACAACAUUAAUAGAUGGAUUCUGCAAGGAAGGCCUACUAGAGGAAGCCGGAAACAUUUUAAAUGAAAUGACAGACAGGGGGAUUUGUCUCAAUACUGUGGGAUACAAUUGCCUUAUAUAUGCUUUAUGCAAGCGUGGGAAUGUCAAUAAGGCUCUAUCUAUGUUUAGUGAAAUGCCGCUCAAGGGAUGUAAGCCAGACAUAUUUACAUUCAAUUCUCUUAUAUACGGACUAUGCAGGAUUAAUAAAUUGGAAGAAGCCUUGGGAAUUUAUCGGGAUAUGGUAUUGGAAGGUGUUAUUGCCAAUACCGUUACCUACAACACCUUGAUCCAUGCUUUUUUGAGGAAAGGUGAAAUCCAAGAAGCACUGAAGCUUGUAAACGACAUGUUGUUUAAGGGAUGCCCGCUCGACAAAGUCACGUACAACGGCCUAAUAAAGGCGCUGUGCAAAGCCGGGGAUGUCGAGAAAGGAAGGGGACUGUUUGAAGAAAUGAUGAGGAAGAGGCUUCAGGCAGAUACCAUUUCAUGCAAUAUUUUAAUUAACGGUCUCUGUAGAAGCGGAAAAGUACAAGAAGCGCUUGAGUUUCUGAGGGAUAUGAUUCAUCGGGGUUUAAUGCCGGACAUAGUCACUUACAAUAGCAUAAUAAAUGGUCUGUGUAAGGUAGGCCGGACGUGGGAGGCGUUGAAUCUCCUUGAAAGAUUACAAGUUGAAGGAAUAAGUCCGGACGCAAUCACUUAUAACACUUUGAUCAGUUCUUAUUGCAAAGAAGGCAUGGCUAACAAUGCUUGUUUGCUUCUAUAUAGAGGUGUGGAAAAGGGCUUCAUACCUAAUGAUGUAACUUGGUAUGUACUGGUCAGAAAUUUGAUUAAAGGAAUUAACAAAGACAGUCUAAAUUUUUUUCUCACCGAUGUGACGUCCUAUAAUAUUGGCCAGCAAUUUGGUGAAAGAGAGUGAUGAAGGGUAUCAGAAACUCUUCCAAGCUAGUUUUAGUGGCUGAAAAGGAUCCAUUGUCUUUGUCUUGAGAAUCUUUACUCUUGUUUGGGCUUUUGAGAUUGUUAAAUGAUGAGAAGGGCUGCUUGCUCUCUCUAUUUCAGCUGCCAUCCACUCUGGUUGUUUUAUUCUGAAUCUUCUGGAAGUUGAUUGCCAGGGUUUCAGUAGUGCAUCAGAGUAAUUUUAAGUCUCUCGGCCGUUUAUCGAAUUCUAGGGAACAAAAGAUUUUCGGUUUGGAUCAAUUCAGCCUAGGUUCAAGAUGACAAGGCGAUUGGCUGUUGAGAGGGACAAAGUAGAAUUGGAUGUAGAGAAAAUUACAGUUGGAUUUGUCAAAGUUACAUGGAGCCAAGGGGUAAAUGGCUGACAAAUCACCCUCCUUAAUUGGAUUCAACAAAUGUUUACUCUUGCUUGGCUAUCCUUUGCUUGAAGACUAGAGAAGU